AUGAUGCAACACCCGUUCCAGUUUGCUAAUGAGCCCCAAGCCUGCAACGCCACGAGCGGCCACGAGAGGGCGGCCCUGCGCCGCGGACGGCGGCCCCGGCGCCGCGUGCUGCGAACCUUGCAUCAGCUCCCACGUGCGCUGUCCCCGCAGCAGGGCAGGCGUCCGGCCAGUGCGGCCUUCCCGGUGCACGUGCGGCCUGCGGUGGCACUCACGCCAGAGGUCCUCGGUGCGCCCGGGGACCUCACCUGCAGGCCGGCCGGGAGGGUCCCCGCCGGGGAUAGCCAGGAAAAGUGGCUUUUCCCAGUGUCCGAGUUGGACCUCCGGGAUGAACCGUGUAGGCUGCCGGUGGUGGAUGGGGGAGGGGGUGCUUGGCUGCAGCCCUGGGCCCCGGGAGAGUCUGGGGAAAAGGGCAGCAACCAGAUCCCAGGAUGUUUGCCGUCCCUGCUGUCCCUUCCGUCACCACCCCCGGUGGCUGUGCAAGCCCGUGGGUUAGUUUGUUCAACUGUUCUGAAGCCAAGCGGUGCAGAAAGGCUCCCAACUGGUGAGGAGAGCGCAGGCCGAGGGCUCCCCGAGGCUGUUGGCGGGGUGAUCCUGACCGUCCCCAGUAGCGUCUCCGUCUUCACAGUGCUCCGGCUCUGCUGGGAGGACGCAGCUCCCAGCGGCAGCCACACGCCCUUCUCCGCCCGCCUCCCGGGGCUUUCUGGCGCCUUCCGCCCUCUGCUCGCCCGCCGGCCCCCUCCCCUUGCCCCAGCCCUCCGGCACUUCCACCUGCGGCUCCACCGGCGCUUUUGUUCCUGCUGCCCUGCGUUCGUUUCCCAUCAGGUGCCCGUGUUCUCGUUCACGGUCAUUUUAGACUUCCGACAAGUCGCCGAGACCUUCCGAGAGUCCUUGUGUGCUCAUCUCCUGCGACCACAGCGAGUGGGUCGGAAGGAGAGACGCCCACCAGGGCCUGACUGUCCGCCGCACCCCCGACCUCAUCUGGAUGUUGCUGGCCUAUCCACAAACGUCCUUGGUCCGGUCUCCACCGCGACCCCACGCCGGAGACCGCACUUUCAGAACUUUUGGCUAGCAGCCGCCUACCCACCGGAUGCUUCCCCAGACCUCACAGUCAACGCACUGAUGCAGGAUGUCAUCGGAGACUCCCUUCCAAGCCCCACAUAGAGGCUGGCAGGAGGAGCUCUUCGCUCCAAAAGACUAAGGACAAUCUCUUCUUACCGAGGCCGGGCCCUCCUGAGGACCUGUAUCCUAGCAAACCCAUGUCUUUGUCCAACUACCCCUAAAUCAUUGGGUUCAGCUCAAAACAUCCAAAGAAACUCAGGGGUAAGAUGCAGAAACCCGAAUGUCUCCCAGCUGUGCACCCAGGACUCCCAGCACUGGUUUCUGCUCCCAGGGGCCCCGGAGCACAUGGGUACCAGAAGGUCCAUGAUUUCGUUCACGAGGUCACUCUGUUUCACCAUGACAGUGCAAUGGGGCCAGAACAUUUGGGGCUCCAAGCUGUGCCAGUCACCAGAGGAGACUGCUGUCCGAGUCAGGGAUCACAGUAAAGCCGGUAACCCGUGGGGCCAUCCCUGGGCAGGGCAGAACUGUGUACCCAACGCUGCCCCGCCCUGCCGGCCCCAAGUGCAAAAACAGGACAUCCUCCUGACCCCCAGGGUCACAGGGUAGCUGAAGAGCCUGGGGGAGGAUCUGAGAGCAGAGCCUGGAGCAAGUGACAAGGGGGAAGCGCUGUCCGGAGAGCCCGGCACAGGGAACCCACGACCAGUGUGAGCUCUCAUGGCCCUGAUGGGGCACCAGGGCGAUGGGGGCUGGCUUCCCCGUCCCUGUCCCUGGCCUAGGCUAGGCCGGUUCCCUGCUCCCCCGCUCCCAACCCCGCAGAGACACAGUUAGUUCUAGACGAGCGCCUUUCGUCCCCGCCCCACCCCAGACCCCUUGCAAGCUUCCGGAAAGCCCCUGCUUUGUUUUGCAAAUCAGGGGACUGAGCACAAACAAAGGAAGUGCAGGUUCAGGAGGCUGCGGGCAGCCGGGAUGCGGUGGGGAGGGGUCCUGUACCCUCCUCCCAGCCCCCAGGCCAGACGUGCCGCGUGUGCUCAGGCGGCUGUGUCCCCUCCGCCCAGGAACAUUCCCUGUGAGCACCCAUGGUCCCCUCGGGCUCCCCCCACGGCUAACCCUCUCCAACCAUCACCGCUCCGUGUUCUGCACAAAGAGACCAGAACAAACGCCUUCUGGCCCCAGCGGUGGUGUGAGAAGUCCGACACCCAGGGAGAGUAAACCCAUUCUUGGGAGCACAGAGGGGGCUGGGCGACGGCGACGUGUCGCUGUAGGCUCUGACGGUAGCCCGUUACUGCUCAAAAAAGUAAAGUCCAUACAAUUUUUUAAAAAAUUAAAAAAAAUCAAGGCAAGUCUCUGUAGCUUGGCUGGUGCCGUUCCCAUGAGGCUGGGGGUCCUGUGCCCUUGGGCCAAACGUCACCUCUCUCCCCCUCCAUGCCCGCAGGGGUGGGCGGCGCGGUUUCUUUAAGGGCAGGACACCACGUGCAGGCAGGGCCCAUGCAGCCCUCUGGGCCUGAGGGUCCCCCCACGCCCACCACAGUCUCCUGCUCAGGCCACCAGGGCCAUGCACCACAGCAGGGACAGACCGGCUCUCCCAGGGCUGAAGGCAGGAAGGCUGAGGCCGAGCUGUGGGCGGGUCCUCUGGCAGGUCCCUCCUUGGCCUGCCCAGUCCCAGGGCUUCACGGAGUCAUUGCUCUGUGCCACCGUGAGAUCUCAGGUUAAGGGAUCAGCUAAUGCCAUGUUAACCAACCCCUCUUGGGGGACCCUAUCUCCGAUGGAGGGGACUUGCGGAGGAGAUGGGGCUUGGCUCUUCCACGUGUGAAUUUUGCAGAGAUACAAUUCUUGUCCUCGGAGCCACACGACUCUGUGCUCGUGCUCACGUCCUCUCUCUCUCUCU
Lutra lutra (Eurasian river otter) is the source of this 2944-nucleotide messenger RNA. RefSeq lists its product as uncharacterized. Bases 1 to 1161 code for a protein of 386 amino acids. The transcript is spliced from 3 exons. The record is from RefSeq and is a predicted model, not a curated record. NCBI's taxonomy places the organism in Eukaryota, Metazoa, Chordata, Mammalia, Carnivora, Mustelidae.